ACAAAAGUACUCACAAGUACCGCUAGUUUUGAUAUGGUGGACACAUGGUUGGGUCCCACUUUCUGCAAUACCCUUCCCCUCUCCUUCCCAACCUCCACCAGAAUCUUCUCAUCAUCAUCAUCGUCAUCGUCUUCUUCAAUGGCGACCUUUCCAUCACACCAUCGCCGCUGUUACUCAAACCCUAAUCCUCCUCACCCUCCGCCUGCUCUCCUCGUCUUCUCUGGAGGGACAGCCUUCAACGGUGUCGUCGAAGACCUCAAGAACUUCACCACCCGCGUCGCUCACGUUCUCCCCGUUUCCGACGACGGUGGAAGCACUGCUGAGAUUGUUCGUGUUCUCGGUGGUCCUGCUGUUGGAGACAUACGUUCCAGGUGUCUGAGGUUGUCUGAUCAAAGUACCGUCGAGGCUCUCGCGGUUCGGAAUUUGCUUGGGCAUCGUCUACCCCUUGAUCCACUGCAAGCUAAACCAGAAUGGUACUCUAUUGUGGAAGGUGAUCACUUUUUAUGGAAAGGUGUGUCCAAACCCUACAGGGAGACUAUUCGAGCUUUCCUGGUUUAUUUCCAGAAUCAGAUUCUCCGCCGGUCUGAAGAAUCAUUUUGUUUCAGCAAUGGCAGCAUUGGGAAUUUCUUUUUUGCAGGAGCACGUAUAUUUUUUCAGUCCUUGGAUGCUGCAAUAUUUUUAUUUUCACGGGUUUCAGAUAUUCCCCCUGAAAGCCUGGUUCUUCCUGUGAUUUCAACCAAUGACAGACUUACAUUAGGGUGUGAGUUGUGGGAUGGAACUAUUAUAAGGGGACAAAAUGAAAUUUCCCAUCCAACCAGCGGAACAAUGGAGCUUAUUAAGAAGGAAAGCUUUUCAGCUCCAGCACUUCCUUCGAAAAUAAAACGGGUGUUCUACAUGUCAAGUGAGGGAAAAAAUUUGCUGCAUGAGGUCUUUCCCUCAGCUAAUGCUGCUGUAUUAGAGCAGUUAAAUAAUGUGGACUGCGUUGUGUAUGGCAUGGGCUCCCUUUUUACUUCAAUCUGCCCCUCACUGGUGUUACUGGGAAUUGGGGAGAUUAUUUCUUCUAGGUCCUGCCUCAAGGUACUUAUGUUAAAUGGCACACGGGACCGGGAAACAAAUGAUUUUUCAGCUUCUUGUUUUGUAACUGCCAUUACGGAUGCUCUAAAUCGAACAUAUGGAGAACCUAGCAAUCACUUACAGAAUCCUCCAAGCCACUAUAUCAAUACCCUUUUGGUGCCAAGAGAUGGUGAAAUUCCAGUCGAUAUUGACUGUUUGGCUGCCCAAGGAAUAUUUGACGUGAUAGUUGUUGACUCUCUACGAGAUCCUAAAGUGGGUAUAAUUUAUGACCCGAGGUCACUGAUAAGAUCUCUAGCCGACUUAAUAGACAGAUACAUAAAGUCGCGAGAAAUUGACUUAAUUGAUACUAGACGAUAAUGAUUAACGAGAAGAGCCAGUGAAACUACCAUCAUUUGACUGUAUAUCCUACUUUUGCUGUCAGUUCUUCACAAGGAAUUCUAGAUCGUGAAUUGGCCUGUUGGUGCGAAAUCUUAUGUGGGAAGUUCAAAUUUUCCCUUACCAGGUUCCUGUUUAUUUUCUCCCAUCAAAAUACAGCGAAUGGUGAUAACCCUCCGAAGUACUGAGUGCGAUAAUAUUAAGAAAAAUAUUUGUUUGUUGGGAUGACCUAGUUGACGAUAAACAAAGAUAUGUUAGAGUGCUGUUGUAUAAUUCAGAGUAUUUAGAACAAAAUACUCUAGUUUGUGUUGUAUAUAUAUAUCUCUCAUACAUUAAUUUUUGUUGUUCCAUUAUAGAACUUAGGGUAGUUUAUGGUUCUCUUUUAUUUCA
Molecule: messenger RNA, 1839 nt
Organism: Cajanus cajan (pigeon pea)
Lineage: Eukaryota; Viridiplantae; Streptophyta; Magnoliopsida; Fabales; Fabaceae
Gene: MEE18
Product: maternal effect embryo arrest 18
Molecular function (GO): LPPG:FO 2-phospho-L-lactate transferase activity
Source: RefSeq, a predicted model, not a curated record